AUGAACAUGACACUGCGACUGGAGGAGAGCACAUCCAUGUCACAAAAUACCGAGAUGGAUGUACUCAACGGCGACUUCGUUUUGACCGAGUUCCUGCACGAGAUGGACGCGUUCGACCAGCUACAAGCGCUAGUCCCUCAACAAGAAGUUCCCUAUUCAAAUUCUUUAGCGCCAACACAAGUUCAAGACAAGUCUCAGUCCGCGCCGGCAAAGAGACGAAGCACCUCGUGGUUGCGACGUAAGCAGGAGCUGCACGCGCUGCGUCACGAGUCCGAAGCACUCGAAGCUCGCUUGGCUUCGCUACGUCUGCGUUGCUCCCACCAGAGUCCACCAACUCUAACUGAAGCUCAAGAAACGUGGAAGUCGGUCGCUUCCAUCGCGCGUCAGGAAUACCAAACGUCUCUGGACGAGAACGCGCGUCUAAAGCACGAGCUUCAGAUGUAUGCGGGUGCGUUCGAGAUGCUGCAGGCCCAGCUAGUCGUCGCGGAGUCUCGGAAGCAGCAGCUUGUUGACAGCAGCGUGGUAUUCUCGAAUAUCUUACGCGCCGGGAUGAUCAGAAGUCGGCGCUUGAGUUGCGACAGCGGCGACGUGUUUGGUGUCCUCGAGCGGAAGAUCAACUCGCGGCUCCAUGAACUCGACUUCAUCAUCCACGAGACCCGUCGGUCGAUGCAGCGAGGCACCACCGAACAAGUCCAGGUUUGUCGUGGAGAUGCUGCUGCUGCCGCUGUAGAGUUCAAGCAUGUCCGCUUACUGCCCUUUGGGGUAGAUACUACGGCGAGGAACGUCUGGCAGUACAUUGAAGUGGGUGGAUCGGCCGACAAGACAGACACACGCGUGGCCAGGAGUUCACCCGACAUGGUCGGGCUAGUAUCUCACCACAGACUGCCUCUGGGCGAUAUGGCCAGCGUGAGUGCCGAUGUACACACCGUCAUCAAGCGGUUUGCCGUCCCAACGGGCAUGGUCGCGUUGGUUGAGUCUCGCUCCGAGUGGUCGAUCCAGCACCCUACGUCGGUAGUGUCUCGGUCCACGACGGAAGAAAGAGGGUGGUUCGUGAUCCAUGAGUACCCGUUCCCGAACUGCGGCGAUGUUACGCAACGAGCAUCUCAAUUGAAGACAUUGGUAAAGCUCCGACCAACCGAGUACCAACAAGUUGACGGAAGAGCUAAUUCCACGUCGUCGUUGCCAAGCACGAUCGUCGAUGUUGUGGUCCCGUCCUUCCGCGAUAUGUUAACCUCGCAGCUCCAGUCGGUCGAGAACUGUUUGCUGGACUUGGAGCGGGCGGUGAGGACGUAG
Molecule: messenger RNA, 1293 nt
Organism: Phytophthora sojae
Lineage: Eukaryota; Oomycota; Peronosporomycetes; Peronosporales; Peronosporaceae
Exons: 1
Coding region: 1-1293 (430 amino acids)
Source: RefSeq, a predicted model, not a curated record